CUUGGUUUAUUUUGUAAGCAUGUUCCUUUUAUCCGAUCAGAAGAAUCACUGGAGACCAGAGAGUAGAAUCACUCGAGUUUUAUUGUUCCCUAUACAUCCAAUCUAAUACACGUCAGGCGUGGUUCUGUCCCUAGUACGUGCACGGAGAUCUCAGGGGCGGUCCCAUUUUGAUCUGAGUGCUUGACCCUGAACGCCACAUUUAAACAUAAAUCAUGAAUAUUCAGUAGCUGGGUGUGGACAUCUUCUUCUUCCUUCUGGCACUCCUCUACCCUCCAGGCGCCCCACUGGCGCAGCGUUAUCUGUAACAGCUUGACCUGGGAGGACAUGCUACACAAUCUAUCUGUUGUCACAGACUCUGGACUGAGCAUGGAUCAGAGAGAGACCAGAGAGGACGCAGCCCCUCCCACCACCAGCAGGGCGGCGCUGGAGAGUGAACGCUCUAUUGGACGACUGAUUGAUUUUAAAAAGGAGCAUGGUCCACAGAUCCACCAGAAACAUCCUCCAUCUGAACCUGGUCCCAUCUGUGAGUCCCUCAGGAGUGACUGGUCUAUGGAACGUCCACCUGUUUUUGCCAACGACCCAGUGGAGCAGCAGGGUCCAGAGGUCUCCAGUGGUCAGCACCAUCAGACACAGCUGGACUCCAUAUUUAAGCUUCUGGAGGAGGACAUCUUCACUUUUGUCCAGAAGGAGCUGAAGAAGCUCCACAAGGUUCUGAGUACAGAUUACCCAGAAUGCUUAGAGCCUGUGGAGGAUGAGGAUGAAGAGCAGAGGAGCAGCAGUGAGGCUGUUCUGAAGAUCACACUGAACUUCCUGAGGAGGAUGAAGCAGAAGGAGCUGGCUGAGCGUCUGAGGAGCAGGACUUGUUCUGGAGUUUAUCGACGUAAACUGAAGUCUAAUCUGCAGCAGAAGUUUGAGUGUGUGUUUGAGGGCAUCGCUAAAGCAGGAAACCCCACCCCUCUGAAUCAGAUCUACACAGAGCUCUACAUCACAGAGGGAGGGUCUUCAGAGGUCAACCAGGAACAUGAGGUCAGACACAUGGAAACAGCCUCCAGGAAACCAGGCCCAGCAGAGACACCCAUCACAUGUGAAGACAUGUUUAAAGGCCCAGCUCACACACAUGGACCAAUCAGAACAGUGCUGACAAAGGGAGUGGCUGGCAUCGGGAAAACAGUGCUCACUCAGAAGUUCAGUCUGGACUGGGCUGAAGGCAAAGCCAACCAGGACAUACAGCUGCUGUUCCCGUUCACUUUCAGAUCACUCAAUGUGCUGAAGGAGAGAAGCUUCAGCUUGGUGACACUUGUUCAUCACUUCUUUAGUCAAACACAAACAGAACUCUGCAGCUUUGAAGACCUCCAGGUGCUCUUCAUCUUUGACGGUCUGGACGAGUGCAGACUUCCUCUGGACUUCACCAAAACCAAGGCCCUGACCGACCCCACAGAGUCCACCUCACUGCACGUGCUGCUGGUGAACCUCAUCAGGGGGAGCCUGCUUCCCUCCGCUCACCUCUGGAUAACCACACGACCCGCGGCGGCCAAUCAGAUCCCUGCUGAGUGCGUCUCCAUGGUGACAGAGGUCAGAGGGUUCACCGACCCGCAGAAGGAGCAGUACUUUAAGAAGAGGUUCAGAGAUGAGGCCGACACAAUCAUCUCCCACAUCAAGACGUCCAGAAGCCUCCACAUCAUGUGCUACAUGCCAAUCUUCUGCUGGAUCGCUGCCACAGUCCUGGAGCAUGUGUUGAAAAGCAGAGAGAGAGGAGAGCUGCCCAAGACCCUGACUCAGAUGUACAUCCACUUCCUGGUGGUUCAGGCCAAAGUCAAGAACAUCAAGUAUGAAGGAGGAUCUGAGACAGACCCACACUGGAGUCCAGAGACCAAGAAGAUGGUGGAGUCUCUGGGAAAACUGGCCUUUGAGCAGUUGCAGAAAGGAAACCUGAUCUUCUACGAGUGUGACCUGAGUGAGUGUGGGCUGGACGCUGCAGCGGCCUCAGUGUACUCUGGAGUGUUCACACAGGUCUUUAGAGAGGAGCCAGGCCUGUACCAGGACAAGGUCUACUGCUUCAUCCAUCUGAGUGUGCAGGAGUUUCUGGCUGCUCUUCACAUCCAUCAGACCUUCAUCAACACUGGGAUCAACCUGCUCUCAGAGGAACAAACAUCAUUACGGUCAAAUAUUUUUAGCAGUAAAUCAGUUCAGUUUUACCAGACAGCUGUGGACCAGGCCUUGCAGAGUCCAAAUGGACACCUGGACCUGCUCCUCCGCUUCCUCCUGGGUCUUUCACUGUCGACCAAUCAGAGCCUUCUACAAGGUCUGAUGACACAGACAGAAAGUCGCUCCCAGACCAAUCAGAAAACAGCUGAGUACAUCAAGAAGAAGCUGAGUGAGGAUGUGUCUGCAGAGAGGAGCAUCAACCUGCUCCACUGUCUGAAUGAACUGAAUGAGCGUUCUCUGGUGGAGCAGAUCCAACAGGUCCUGAGUUCAGGACGUCUAUCUGAAGGUGGACUGUCUCCUGCUCAGUGGUCAGCUCUGGCCUUCAUCUUACUGUCAUCAGAAGAAGAUCUGGACCAGUUUGAGCUGAAGAAAUACUGUGCUUCAGAGGAGGCUCUCCUGAGGCUGCUGCCAGUGGUCAAGGCCUCCAACAAAGCUCUACUGAGCAGCUGUAACCUGUCAGAGAGAAGCUGUGAAGCUCUGUCCUCAGUCCUCAGCUCCCAGUCCUCUAGUCUGACAGUCCUGGAUCUCAGUCUCAACGACUUGAAGGACUCAGGGCUGAAGAUGUUGUCUGUUGGUCUGAAGAGUCCUCACUGUAAACUGGAACAGCUCAGUCUGUCCCUCUGUGGACUGUCCCCUCACAGCUGUGGGCCUCUGUCCUCAGUCCUCAGCUCCUCCAGUCUCACACACCUGGAUCUCAGUCACAACGACCUCCAGGACUCAGGAGUGGAGCUGCUGUGUUCUGGACUGAAGAGCGCCCCCUGCAGACUGGAGACUCUCAGUCUGUCCCUCUGUGGACUGUCCCCUCACAGCUGUGGGCCUCUGUCCUCAGUCCUCAGCUCCUCCAGUCUCACACACCUGGAUCUCAGUCACAACGACCUCCAGGACUCAGGAGUGGAGCUGCUGUGUUCUGGACUGAAGAGCGCCCCCUGCAGACUGGAGACGCUCAGGCUGUCUGGAUGUCUGGUCUCACAGAGGGGCGGGGCUGCUCUGGCCUCAGCUCUGAGCUCCGCCCCCUCCCACCUGAGAGAGUUAGACCUGAGCUACAACCAUCCAGGACCCUCAGCAGAGCUCCUGACCGCUCUACAGGACCAGCGCCCCCUGCUGUCUGUCAGACUGGAGUUUGCUGGAGCUGUGAGGUUGACACCAGGACUCAGAAAGUAUUUCUGUGAUCUCACUCUGGAUCCAAACACAGCUCACAGAAAACUCAAACUGUCUGACAACAACAAGAAGGUGACACGUGUGACAGAGGAGCAGCCGUAUCCAGAUCAUCAGGACAGAUUUGAGACCUGGCCUCAGAUUCUGUGUUCCACUGGUCUGACUGGUCGCUGUUACUGGGAGGUCCAGUGGAGUGGAGAUGUUUAUAUAUCAGUGUCUUACAGAGGAAUCAGAAGGAAAGGAAACAGUUAUGACAGUGUGUUUGGACACAAUGAUCAGUCCUGGAGUCUGUUCUGUUCUGAUGAUGGUUUCUCUGUUGUUCAUAAUAACAAACGCACCUCCCUCCCUCAGCCCUGCUCCUCCUCUUCUGGGACAGUCUCAGUGUUUGUGGACUGUCCUGCUGGCUCUCUGUCCUUCUACACAGUCUCCUCUGACCAACUGACCCACCUCCACACCUUCAACACCACAUUCACUCACACUCUGAUCCCUGGGUUUAUGAUCUGUCCUGACUCCUCAGUGUGUGUGUGUGCUCCGACACACUCACCCUCCUCUGUGUAAAAUACAACAGUCAAAUCUGUAGAAAAAUCACUUUGUAAAUGUUUUAUUUUGACUUGAUUUGAGCAGAGAUUUCUUUUCUAAUGUGUUAUUUCCUCUCAAAGACAAACUGCAGACAUCAACCUCACACUAGUGUCUGUACUGAACAAAUCACUGUGUUCAAUAUGAACUUUACAAACUCAUAAACAGGCACCACAUGCAGUAAGUGUACAGUCUGUAUAUGUGCUACUUUGGUCCUUGUUUGUUUGAUUGGGUUCAAUACUCCCAUAAGAAAGUAUGUUGUAUUUUUAUGUUCUGAGGCAGUGUUUUUGUCCAAUAAGAAGGAGGAGGAGACACAGUGGUGUAGACCAUAGUAAUUAGUACAUGUGGUCUUUUAUCAACCUUUCUUCAACUUGGAGAAGCCGACCGGAGCCACACCAAACAAACUAAACCAUGAACUCAUAGAAAACCAUGGAAAUAUGAGUCUUAUUGUGUUUUCAGCCACAAAUAAAAAAGUUCAAACACAAACUCAUAUAUAUAAUGUG
Molecule: messenger RNA, 4439 nt
Organism: Periophthalmus magnuspinnatus
Lineage: Eukaryota; Metazoa; Chordata; Actinopteri; Gobiiformes; Gobiidae
Product: NLR family CARD domain-containing protein 3-like
Exons: 12
Coding region: 325-3918 (1197 amino acids)
Molecular function (GO): protein binding
Source: RefSeq, a predicted model, not a curated record